AUGUCCUUCAGCUUCGGAUUCUCAGGCGACGACAUAGAAGAAGACCCAAACGAUGUGGUUCCGCAGAACCAGCAAGAGCAAGGCCAAGCAACUGACGCGAACGGACCACCACCUAUUCCAGCCAGAUCACAUGACUUGGACGAAAUGGUAGACGACAACUCCAACCCACACUUACUGUCCGGCUUGGAUAACUCCGACCUCCAGACGAACAUCUACGAGGGCGGAUACAAGACGUGGGAAUGCAGCCUCGACCUCUGCCGCUACCUGCUCGACCGUGGCCCGCGCAAGGAUCUCGACGAUUUAGCGCGCGUCGAGCACGUACUUGAGAUGGGGUGCGGGAGCGCAUUGCCUAGUCUGUUGGUGUUUCAGUGGGCGCUGAGGAAUAGCUGGAGGGGAUAUCUCACGCUGACGGAUUACAACGUCGAUGUUCUGAGGCUGGUUAGUUUGCCGAAUGUGCUGUUAACGUGGAUUGCGGAGAUGGGCGAUGCGCAAAGCCACGUCCUCUUCUCCGAGAGCGGGAAUCCAUUAAAGGGCGCGGACGAACAUGGCGAUGUAUACCUCACACCGCACAUUCUGGAUGCGUUUAAACAACAUCUCACCAACCAGGGCAUUAUCCUAACGUUCAUCUCCGGCUCCUGGACGCCGACUUCUUCCUUCACUUCCCUCAUCCCGACAACGCCUGAAUUAAACACAUUCAUCCUCGGCUCGGAGACAAUAUACAGCCCGGCGAGUUGCACGGCGUUUACGGAUGCGAUCACGCAGAUUAUGCGGCAAGUCAAGAUGGGCAAGGCGGUUGUCGCGGCCAAGAGGGUGUAUUUUGGCGUGGGUGGGAGCGUGGAUGGGUUCCGCAUGGAGGUAGGCGAGAAAGGGGGAGUUGCGGGCGAGAUUGAGUUUGAGGGGUUGGAUGGGGAAGGUGAAGGAGGAGUUAGGAGGUGUCUGGUUGAAGUGCAGAUGGUUUAG
Molecule: messenger RNA, 960 nt
Organism: Parastagonospora nodorum SN15
Lineage: Eukaryota; Fungi; Ascomycota; Dothideomycetes; Pleosporales; Phaeosphaeriaceae
Exons: 2
Coding region: 1-960 (319 amino acids)
Biological process (GO): peptidyl-histidine methylation, to form tele-methylhistidine
Molecular function (GO): protein-L-histidine N-tele-methyltransferase activity
Source: RefSeq, a predicted model, not a curated record